Messenger RNA from Chaetomium fimeti, 3321 nucleotides. RefSeq names its product fungal-specific transcription factor domain-containing protein. The coding region runs from base 1 to 3321 and encodes 1106 amino acids. The transcript is spliced from 2 exons. The record is from RefSeq and is a predicted model, not a curated record. Lineage: Eukaryota; Fungi; Ascomycota; Sordariomycetes; Sordariales; Chaetomiaceae. Gene Ontology annotation, biological process: positive regulation of transcription by RNA polymerase II; DNA-templated transcription. Gene Ontology annotation, molecular function: zinc ion binding; DNA-binding transcription factor activity, RNA polymerase II-specific; sequence-specific DNA binding.
AUGCCGGCACCCGAUCGCAACCCUCCGUCGCCGGACCUCCAGCCCUCCAAGCGCCCCCGCCAAUCUUCCCCCGAAAGGGAUUCGCCGGCGUCGCUGCUCUCGGCCGGCGCGGCCUCCCCGACGGGCGACCACAUCCACAAUGGCCUGCUUGGACUCGCGGGCGGGGGAGGGGGAGGGGGAGGGGCAGGAGGAGGAGCAGGAACCGGCGGCAGUGGCGGCAGCGGUAGUGGUGUCGCGGGAAAGGCCGGACAGAGCAGCAGCUUCCGCAACGUGAGUGCGUGCAACCGGUGCCGGCUGCGCAAGAACCGCUGCGACCAGAAGCUGCCGAGCUGCGCGAGCUGCGAGAAGGCCGGCGUCGCCUGCGUCGGAUACGACCCCAUCACCAAGAGGGAGAUACCGCGGAGCUACAUCUUCUAUCUGGAAAAGCGGGUGGAGCAGCUCGAGGGGCUCCUCGCAACCAACAGCAUCACCUUCCCGCCUGCCCAAGACCUCGACUACUGCUCCAAGUCGGGCACCGGGCCGAGCACUGCCCAGUCGCCCGUCGAGACGGGGCAGUCGGUCUACUCGGAAGGAGCCUACGCCCCGAGCAGCGGAAGGGGGGAGAGUAAUGGGGAUGGCGGCGCCGGUAGGCUGCAGAGGAUAGCCUCGAAACCCGGCUCGUCCGCCGGUUCCGCGGGCGGUGCUAAUAACCGCUAUCUCGGCUCGACGUCGGGCAUAUCCUUUGCUCGCGUGGUGUUUGCCGCGGUGCAGUCGUCGGUUUCCGACCAGAAGUCGAACUCGGACAAGGGGGGCGUGCGGCCGUACAGACCCACCCCGGGUGGCAACAAUGGCGGUGCCGCCGCCGGUCCCGAUCCCGCCGGUGCUGGCCCCGGACCCGGCACUUCGAUGCGGGAUUCCUUUUUCGGCCUGCACACCAAGCCGACCAUCCACCCGGCGACGUUCCCCGACAGGGAGCUCGGGUUGCGGCUGGUCAGUCUGUACUUCGAGCACGCCAACCCGCAGAUACCGGUCCUGCACAAGGUCGAGUUCAAGGAAAUGUUCGAGCGGGCGUAUGCCGAUGAGGUGCGGGGCCGCGGGCCGCGCGAGCUGUACGUGUUGAACAUGGUGUUCGCGAUAGGGGCGGGCAUCAUCGUCGGCGAUUCCAAGGGGGAACCGCCGGCCGUCGAAUCCGCCGAGUCUUCGCCCGGAUCGAGGCAAUGCCAGCCGGAGGAGUACCAUGCCAGUGCGAUUGUCCAUCUUGAGGCGUGUCUUGGGAGCGGCGGCGGUCUGGAAGACUUGCAGGCGGUGCUGCUUUUGGCCAAUUUUGCGCUGCUGAGGCCCGUUCCUCCUGGGUUGUGGUACAUCAUUGGCGUGGCGGUUAGAUUGGCCGUCGACCUGGGACUGCACUAUGAGGAUGGCAAGGACCUUGACAGUGGUUUGGCCUCCCCGGCCGCUCAGCAGAAGGAGACGAUGGCCAAGGAGAAGGGGAGGCGGGAGUAUGUGCGCGAUCUGAGACGUCGGCUCUGGUGGUGUACCUACUCGUUUGACCGGCUGGUCAGUCUCUGCGUCGGCCGGCCCUUCGGUAUCUCGGACCAGGUCAUCACAACCGAGUUUCCGUCGCUACUAGAGGACCGAUACAUUACAACCAGCGGCAUUGUUCAACCACCUCCCGGGUCAGAGCUGCCGAGCUACAAGUUGGUUGCUCAUCACUACUUCCGGCUUAGGCUUUUACAGUCUGAGAUACUGCAGGUUUUGCAAUUUCGGCAAGCCCAAAGCGCCUGGGCCGGCGGGAAAGGUUGUCAAAAUCCGUAUAUGCACACGGAGCUGCCCUCCCCGUUCCUCGCCAAGUUUGACUCGUUCCGGUCGUGGCGAAUGGACAUCGACAAGAGGCUGUACGAGUGGAAUAACUCGGCGCCGAAGAAAGAAGACACCGGCGUGGCCUUCUUGACCGACUUCCUGCAUCUCAACUAUUGGCAGGCUAUCAUCAUGUUGUACAGGCAGAGCCUGAGCGUGCCGACCGUCUUUGAGGGCGAGUACGACACGGCCAAGGAGGUAAACAGCCCUGUGGUUUACAACGCAGAGCUUAGCGGGGACGAGGACCGGGUGUAUCUCAAGGUCGCUGAGGCCGGCCAGAAGAUUCUGAGACUGUAUCGCCAGCUGCAUCUGGUGGGCGUUGUGAACUACACCUACCUGACGACGCACCAUCUGUUUGUGGCGGGGAUAUCGUACCUCUACGCGAUUUGGCAUUCUCCCAUCGUUAGGAGCCGGCUGUCUAUGGACGAAGUGGAUUUCACUAUUCUCGCAGCGACAUCCGUCUUUACGGAUUUCAUGGACAAAUGCCCACCAGCCGAGGCGUGCCGAGACGCAUUUGACCGGACAGUCAAGGCCACGCUCAAGAUGGUCAACGCCUCCGGCGGCUUCGGCCAACAAUACCAACCAGCACACAGCAACGUAUCUUCCGGCUCAAGAACCAUGCUUGACCACAGCCGACUCAACCGGAGUAUGAGAAGAGAGAACGCGCCCAUGUUGAACAAGCCUCACCACAAACGCCACUUCCGCGGCUCGCCAUCGGUCGACCAAACCCCCACCACACUGUCGGACGCAUACUCCAACAACCCUUCAUUGCUAACCGCCUUCCAAAAGGGGGCACAGUACCGCCUCCCCAGCGGCCCCACCGUGAAAGUCGAGCAAGACACCUACACCCACAUGCGCAACCUCUCCGUCCCGCCCCGAAUCGGCGCCAGCCCCACCGAAAACACCAUCACCACCACCAACCCGCUCACCCCCGAAGCAGCAGCAGCAGCGGCGACCGUCGACCAACAGAUGAUGCCGUCCCCCGCAGCCAUGCAACAACAGCAACAACAACGCCCCACCCCGCCGGCCGCACAACUCAGCCCCCAAAUGGCAGAGCUGCUGAACCAAACACCACCACCCCCGCCGGCGGGUUUCCUCUCUCCGCAACCACGACAACAGCAGCCACCGCAGCAGCAGCAGCAGCAGCAGCAGUUCAGCCCGGGGGCGAUGUCGUUCAGCGAAUUGCAGGGCUUGGAGUUCUUGCAGAAUCUCAGCCCUUCUUCUGCUGCCAUCAACAACGCUGAUAGCAACACCGGUGCGGUUGGAGGUGGUGGUGGUGGUGCUGGCGGUAGUGAUAGCAUAGGGGGGCUGGAUGCGGUUGACUUCAGUGGCCUGGCCGACACGCAUAUGGAUCUGGGGUUUGGGCUCGGCUGGGAGGGGCUGCAUCACGAUUUUAAUGAUGGUCAGCAGCUGGAUUUGUUUGAUGGGUUCUUUUUCGGUGGGGGGCCGCAGCAGGGUGGUGCUGGGGGAGGGGGAGGGGGGCUUUGA